Molecule: messenger RNA, 516 nt
Organism: Acanthosepion pharaonis
Lineage: Eukaryota; Metazoa; Mollusca; Cephalopoda; Sepiida; Sepiidae
Source: the annotation of a GenBank genome assembly
AUGAUCGGGCCGACUCUGCUCAUCACUCUCCCCCCCCCCAGCCUGGCUGAACGACCUGAGCCCGCCAAAUGUCAAUUGUUGUCAACCGCUCGUAUUGGAACAUCCUUGAUCUAUCUAUCUAUCUAUCUAUCUAUCUAUCUAUCUAUCUAUCUAUCUAUCUAUCUAUCUAGUCAUGUUAUGUAUAUAUGUAUCUAUUUUCUCUCUCUCACACUCUCUCUAUCUAUCUAUUUAGUCUAUUGUUAUGUAUGUAUGUGUCUAUCUAUCUAUCUAUCUAUCUAUCUAUCUAUCUAUCUAUCUAUCUAUCUAGUCAUGUUAUGUAUAUAUGUAUCUAUUUUUUCUCUCUCUCUCUCACUCUCUAUCUAUCUAUCAUGUAUAUAUGUAUCUAUUUUUCUCUCUCUCUCACUCUCUAUCUAUCUAUCUAGUCAUAUUGUUAUAUAUGCAUCUAUCUAUCUAUCUAUCUAUCUAUCUAUCUAUCUAUCUAUCUUUUCAUGGCUAUGUUACGGCUUAUUUAUGUAG